AACGAGCGAGCCAUUUUUGUUUUGACGCCAGGUCGGUUCGGUUCGAUCGUGCGUGCUUCACCGUUCUAGUGAAAAAAUCGUGCUUCCUGAUGAUCAGCGACUGGUCUUCAAUAAUUUGUGAAAAACGAGUGAGGAACCUGAUUUGCGGCUAGUAAAACGGUAGUGAUUGUGGUUUUGUGAUAGGAAAAAAAGCUUUGCGCUGAGUUUCUGAAAAGGUGUGUUGAUAUUUUUCCUUCCAUCGCGUAUCGCUUCGGCACAACGGGACAUCCUUAAGCAAACGCGGUCAAAAUUAUUCCACAUUACAGCGGCAUUGGAAAGUUCGUAAUCUCGAGUAACUUUAAUAUAAUACUUCAAUCUAAAAUGAACUAAUUUGCCUAAUCUAGGUUUUGCCUCAUUCCAAUGUCUCAGAUUCCAAUCAUAAUCGUUUCUCAACACGCAGUGUACGAUUUUGUUGACAGGGGAGAGGAAGAAUUUGUUUACCUACACAAUCUGAGUGAAUUGGAUCUGUAUGAUUAACCGAAGCGACACAACACGGGCAUUGUGGAAGCUCUGUUCAGCUGCAGCUGACCUACUGCGGCAAAGUUGUUUCGCAAGCAAAAACCAUCUAUCGCGACUAGAGAAGGGGAAGACAAAGGCACUACGUCAACAGUAGAAGCUGUGCGUGUGCAUUAAUAUUCAUCUGUUGCGGGGGUGUGCACACUGGUCUGCUGGAUAAACUCAUACUACCUACCUAGUGGCUGUAAUAAAAACGUGUACCUAUAAUAAAGUUCAGAACGACGUUAAAUCCGUAAAAAUGGCAAAUGCAUUGCAUUCGAUUCUGCUUAUACCGUGCGUGAUGUGAAAUGCAUAUUGUGCCCCUUACGACGUUCAACGUUUUAUCUGUGGAGUGGAUCUGUGGAAAAGGUUGCAUGCACCAGUGAGUCAUAUUGUUCAAGGCUGAGACAAGAGAAGAAAACUGGAAGUGAAGUAAUUGCUGCCGUUCUUAUUUAUAUCGUUUGCGCCUCAGACGGUUGCUGGAACAUCAGUCAGUAAUUUGAGUAAUCAUCAUUGAAUACAAACGUCUUCGAUUCUUUUGUCUAAACCUAACCAACAACCCGCAGGAUGGGUAACGUAGUCAAUAAGGUCACCAACCCGAUCCAGGCGAUGCGGGGCAAGAAGCGCAAACGAGAGGAUGAAGACUCGGACUGCAACGAGGAGAUCAACGAUUUGCUUGACAAAUCACUUGCUACUCCUAAACGAAAGAAGCUCAUCUCGACGGCCAAGUACAUCUACCAGGCGCUAUUCAAGGAAGAACGCAACUCGGACAUCACGGUGCACGCCCUCGGGAAGGUGUGGCACCUGCACAAGGUCUAUCUCAGCCAGAGUCCCUACUUUGCCAGCAUGUUCAACGGAUCGUGGCGGGAGGCGGACGAAGAUUACGUCCACAUCGAGAUAGUGGAUCCGAAGAUCACGAUUGAAUCGCUGUACUCGGUGUUCGGGGCGCUGUACAUGGACGAGGUUGUGCUGGAACCGAGGGAGAUUGUUUCGAUACUGGCCACGGCAACCCUGUUUCAGCUGGACAGUUUGAUCGACCGAUGUGCCGAGGUGAUGAUUGAGACUUCGAACGCCGAGACGGCAGUCAAGUAUUACGAGGCGGCCUGCGAGUACGGGGUAAAGAGUGUGAAACAAUCCACGUUCAACUGGUUGCUGGUUAACCUGCUGAGUCUGUACUACAAAACCGGCAAGUGGCUACGGUUGAUUAGUAUCGAGCUGAUGGAACUGCUGGUGGCCAGCCCGGAUCUGUACGUUAUGCAAACUGAGCUGUCGUUGUACACAUUAUUGAGGUAUUGGAUGUACCUGAAGCUGCAUCCGGGAGCGGAGGAAGUCGGAGCGUCGGAAGAAAAGUUACAGUAUUUCGCUAAUAGGCAGAGUUCGGUUGCAUUUUUGAAUACCCCGAAGGGAAAGCCUUUCGAAAAGUGCUUCCGUGCGUUGCGGUUGCACAAUUUACUUAAUCACCAUGUGGACAUCAGGGUACUGAGGCAGGAUAACAUUAUACCGGUGGAGUGGAUGCAUGAACCGCUGUUUCAGCAAUGGAAUAGCAUGCUGCUGGUGGAUCAAACGCUGGACAAAGGCCCGAAGGACGUCGACGAAAAGUUAUUCUUGGAAUCGUGCAUACGGUGUGGUCGGACGUUGCCAGAAAACGAAUACCUUAAGUGGCGAUGGACCGGGUUCAAUUUCGGACUGGAUUUGAUACUGAUAUCGGAUACCAAAACGCUGAGGGUAAAGCGGCACCAUAGGACGGAGAACGAGCGGUUACUCAGCUUACAGGUGAAACGACAGUUUCAAAUCCGUGUCUCGGUAGCAUCCCUCAACGACCUACGGCAAAUCAAACAUCAACAAACCACUGCCAUCCAGUCAGUGUCUUUAGACAAGAACGAAGAAGCGAUGCUGAUCAUGUUCGACAAGGAGCUCACCUACCCGCUACUCAUUUCCGUCAACAUGCUGGUGGUAUCACCUCCACGAACUAGUCCACCCAGCACACCGGCCCAGACAGCCGGACCGUCCAGUAGUAGUAGUUCCCGACAGCCUCAUCGACGAGACGAGGAAGAAUCUCUGGACGCCGGGGGGAACGAUAUCGCCGUGAGCUCAUGAUUGCACACCAUUCGCGCCAAAAGGGUUCGACGACCUCCGCGGCGGCAGCAGCGCUCCGGAGGAGAUACGUCAGGAUGCUGAAUUGUGUACUACCGGUAGGGGCUAGUGAACUCGCGUUUAUCGUUAUCUUCCGCCGGGUGCGAAGGUGUGGUAUCAGCUGUUUUUUUUUAAGGUUAUCGUGCGAUGUAGCGCCAGACUACGACUCUCACACAUGUCGGGUACACACUGUUGUUACGCACAGAUAGCGUUAUGUAGGGUAUGUGCAAUGUUAUAAACAUAGCCCUAAUUGAGCAUACUUGAGAUAUUCUUCAAAAUUUGAUUAGGCAUUUGGUUUUCACACUAUUUACCAAGUAUGUCCAAAAAGGGAACUAUAAUGCUUAUAAUUGGCAUAUUUACCCUUAUUAUCGAUACUAACAGCAUUUUUCACUACGCUGAUAUCUGGGUACAUUGAAAGCGAUAAGAGAGGUUUAACGUAUAGUCUUAUAUCUUGAUCAGUUCGUACCUUGUAAAUAGGUCCUGCUGAUAACAGGUGUGUGUGCCAUUUAUUCUCACGCCUUUUUCGCAAUACAACAACUCGAACUCAGUGUCUUAUUCUCUGUAACUAUCGGUGACUGAAACCGUGAAUGUUGGAAAACUUUUUACAACUUCUGGAUUGUAGCUUGUUAUCAGGAUUGAGAACUUUAUUAUCUACACCUAUUGGAAUAUACAUAUGCUUUUGUGAACAUUGAUGAAUUGAAAUUUUAAUCAUUUGAAAGAUCUAAAUAAUCUUCAUCCUGCUACCUGUAUGUGUUUCGAUUGAUUUUGAUGAAAUUUUCAUAACUCCACAUAACUGUUCAAGUUUAAGAUUUGAAAAUGCAUUUGUCUUAAUCUACAUUGUUCUAACUUAGCUAGUUCUGAUUAUUUUGAGCGAGUUUGCCGAAGGUGGCAUCCUUAUAUUUAUUUCAGAUUUCAAGAUACGUUUUAGCACUGGCACAAGCUAGCGGAUGUAUUUCAAAUCUAAUAUUACGUGUCAGUUAUGUGUAAACCUGCCCUACAAUUCAACUGAAAACGGCAUCCUUCUAGCUACUCAGAAUUUCUACUGCAGAUAUGACUUCGGCAAUUUUGAUUUUAUGUAGUUUUUUAAUGAACUUGAAAGAUAACAAUUAUCCGAAUGUCGUAAACUAUAAAGUGAUCUUUUUCGACAAGAAAUCAAACAAAGUUUAUAUUCGUAUCCAAUAAUCCGUAUGUUACCCACAAUCUCUUUAAAUAAGUUUAAUUAACCGCCAUAAGUAAGUUCAAACGUCAUGUUGAAACCACCCAGUCAAAUACUAUUGUAGUAAUAACAAACAUUAACUUACAGUUUAGAAUGAGUAGUGAAUCAAAAUAUAAGUGAUAAUGAAUGUUCAAUUUACCGUUUCAACAACAUAACUACAGUCGCGAGAACAGAGAAGGGGUAUAUUUACUUAACUAAUUUAUUAACUCAUAGGAUUAGCCUACCAACGCAAACGUCAUAAGUAACGUUCGGAUUCUUCCAAUUUUGCAUCCCCGAUUUUUGUUUGAAACGGAAAACAUCGAUAUGAACCUAAAUAUGUUUUCCAACCGAACACACCUACGAAAUAAGUCUUGCAUAUUCGAGCCACGUUGUUUUGUGACUAACUUCCAUACCGUUAGAUUUAAGUUUGAACUGGAUUAUCCAAUCGGUUAUCGGAAAAUGCGCAAAGUUGUGAAAAAGGUCUGCCCGCCUAUUUUUAUUCGUUUGUAGAGUAUAAGGUUUUAUUUACAAUAACAUCGAAUCGGAGUUCUUUUUCUAUA
This is a messenger RNA of Aedes albopictus (Asian tiger mosquito), 4422 nucleotides long. Its product is annotated as protein germ cell-less. Gene Ontology annotation, molecular function: protein binding. The transcript is spliced from 6 exons. The record is from RefSeq and is a predicted model, not a curated record. Gene Ontology annotation, biological process: germ cell development. Bases 1102 to 2631 code for a protein of 509 amino acids. Lineage: Eukaryota; Metazoa; Arthropoda; Insecta; Diptera; Culicidae.